This is a messenger RNA of Salvelinus fontinalis (brook trout), 5336 nucleotides long. Its product is annotated as nuclear distribution protein nudE-like 1-A. Lineage: Eukaryota; Metazoa; Chordata; Actinopteri; Salmoniformes; Salmonidae. The record is from RefSeq and is a predicted model, not a curated record. The coding region runs from base 126 to 1175 and encodes 349 amino acids. Gene Ontology annotation, biological process: mitotic centrosome separation; cell migration; establishment of mitotic spindle orientation. Gene Ontology annotation, molecular function: microtubule binding. Gene Ontology annotation, cellular component: kinetochore; centrosome; kinesin complex. The transcript has 9 exons.
AGGCUGCGCGUGAAUCACAGCAUCAACAGUUUCCUCCAAGCACAGAACCACCAGGCGGGACGACUACGAUGGACUGAAAACCAUCGAAAGGGGGCGAGACAUCGAAUGGAAAUGUUCAGAUCUACAUGUAUACCAUGGACACUGAUAUGAUUCCAAAAUUCUCCUCGAAAGACGAGGAGAUUAACUUCUGGAAGGCUCUUUCCCUCAAGUACAAGAAAAAUUGCCAGGAGGCCCAGGAGGAGCUGCUGGAGUUUCAGGAGGGCAGCAGAGAGCUGGAGGCAGAGCUGGAAACCCAGCUGGGGCAGGCUGAGCACCGCAUGAGAGACCUGCACUCUGAGAACAGCAGGCUCAAGAACGAGGUGGACUCACUCAAGGAGAAACUGGAGCAGCAGUAUGCCCAAAGCUACAAGCAGAUCAACAUGCUGGAGGGUGACCUGGGUCAGACCCGGGGCAUCAAGGAGCAGCUCCACAAAUACGUCCGGGAGCUGGAGCAGUCCAACGACGACCUGGAAAGAGCCAAGAGGGCUACGAUCGUGUCCCUGGAGGAUUUUGAGCAGCGUCUGAACCAGGCCAUCGAAAGGAAUGCCUUCCUGGAGAGUGAGCUUGAUGAGAAAGAGUCCCUCCUGGUCUCAGUGCAGAGAUUAAAAGAUGAGGCCAGAGACCUACGACAGGAGCUCGCCGUCCGAGAGCGAAAUACGGACUUGACCAGGAUGUCGGCACCCGCCUCGCCCACCCAGGAGGACAACGACAAGAUGGAUUCCUCUGUCCAGGCCUCACUGUCUCUCCCCGCCACGCCGCUCGCCAAUAGUCUGGACAACGCCUUCGCCAACCCAACAGAGUUGUCAAACGGCCUUGGUAACUCACUAACUCCCUCUGCCAGAAUAUCAGCACUCAACAUCGUAGGUGACCUGCUUCGGAAAGUAGGGGCUCUGGAGUCUAAGCUGGCAGCCUGCAGGAACUUUGCCAAGGACCAGAAAGCCAGAAAGUCUUACGCCAUCACGGAAAACGGGAACGUGAUCAACGGCAACACAGCCAAGUUCUCCCAUACCCUCCACAUGACGUCGUCGUACUACGACAAAACCAGGGCGGUGAACGGCAUGGACCCUGGCACCCUGACAGCCAUCACAGCACCCCCCGCUCCCUCCUCCCCUGGCCUCCUGCCUCUCAUCAUGUGACAGUGACAGUGACAGACACCACACCCCAAUUUAAUCUCCCCCCUGCACACACAAACACCCUGCCAAUGGACAAGGCUAUAUCCUUAAACAGAAAGCAUUGUGAUGACUUCAAACAAGAGAACGCACAUGAGAAUGGCUAGCACUAUUAAACACUUUUCACAUACUGUAAUACUGGCCCCUUUUUGCAGCCACUGCAUAUACACAGGCUGUCUGUGUAAUUCUGGCCCUUUAGUGCUUGUGCUUUGGUCCUACUGUACAUGUGGCUCACAGUUUAUAUGUACUCGCUAAUUGUUUACUGCUUGUACAUAUAGCCCACUCUACACAGACACCCAAAGAGAAGGUGCAUCCAAAGAGACGGUAUCUAUGUAGGAUCCUAUCCUCUCUGCAGUCAUUUUUCAAAUCUUUAGUUUAGACUGAAAAAACACACGUUAUGCAAUUGAAAUUGUGACACAGUGAGGGUUUCCGAUAUACAUGUUACUGUAAUUUUAUUUAACUGUUACGAUUUAUCAGAGAUGGUGUAGCAAGUGAAAGAAUAUAGAUUAGCCAGAGUCUACAGAAGAAGCAAGAUGUCUGGAUUACUGUAACGCAUUCAUCUAGCAGCAUUGCCUCAGACAAUGCAGAGGCCCUCUCUAACUCUCCACGCCUUAUUUGACAUUUCUUAUAAAUGGAAACUAGGGUUAAUGGAUUGGCAGCUGGCACACGUGUGUAGAUGUGUUUAAUAGCCUGGAACGGUCCUUCACCACGUGGACCUGCUCCUAACAAGCUGACUUAUUGUCCGUCACUAAAGGUGGUUUAAAUCUCGUGUCGACCUCGUAUGCCUUUCUGACCUUGAGUCUAACUUCAGUAGCCAUCUGAAGAAUUUAAUGUUACAGUUUUGUUUUUAUUUAUGUAAUGUGUUCAAAUUAAAAUGCAUUGUUUUAGACCUGUUCAAAAGGGAUGGUGAAGGAAAAUACUCAUUGUGUCGUUGUGUUCUGGGCUACUUAGUCUCAGCUCAGUUUAACCGUAUGACAACGUGCACUGUAUUGGUCAUAUUGAUCAUUAUUUAUAGAUGUCCACUUGAGUGGUGCUGUCAUGGUGUUUUAGACUACUUUUGCCAGUAUUCAAUUUUUGGAUUUUAACUCCCAAGUCUUUCAUUUUCGGUGUUGAAUUUUCACUGGUAUCUUAUUGUAUUUAAAAUAUCACACAACCCUGUGUUAGCAACCUAUAUUGUAAGUUAAGAGCACUUUAUCCAGUGCAAGUAUUUUCACAUUAUUCUAUCAGUUUUAUUCAAGUGCAAUAUUGCCUGUUUGUAUGUUUUGUUUAUUCAUUUUAUGGCAUGAUGUGUUCAAAUAUAUAGGAUGUGAUUAUACAUCAAUUAGUCAUAUAUCAUGAUGUAGGAUCCGUUGUCUUAAAAUGUUGAGAAAAUAAAUAAAUAAAGCCAUUCUUUUUAUUGUUUUUAAAACUUAAAGUAGUCCACAAUGCAAAUUUAGCAAUUCAACUCUAGCCUCAUACCAUGAGCUAAUACAGAUUGUAUAUUGGAGUUCUCCUUGAAUCUAGUUGAGCAAUGAAUGGGAUUGGUUAAAUUUAGGCGAGUCAUCCUAAUUAGUUAAGGUUUCAAUAGUGAUUCUUUUAAAUUUAGGCAAUAAUUGUGAAGUGAAACAGCUGGAUUCGAAACAGAGAAUGUAGCUAUCGCAACCUAUGUUACGCUCUCUGCACAGGCCUGCACCCAGUAGGCUAAAAUGUUAUUUAAAUAGAGGGUGGUCAUUAGUCGUGGCUAGAAGGGAUCAAGCUUUUGUCAAAUUAACAUCAGAUUUGUUUUGUAGCAAGUUACACUGAACCCAAACCGGCUGUGCGCGUGCCCCAUUGUGCAUACAUUUAUUUUGUCCCCCCACACCAAACGCGAUCAUGACACGCAGGUUAACUUCUUAUGGCUGCAUCCCGCUACCGGGAUCGAUAUGAUAGCAGCCAGUGAAAGUGCAGGGCGCCACAUUCAAACAGAAAUCUCAUAAUUAAAAUUCCUCAAACAUACAUGUGUCUUAUAUCAUUUUAACGGUAAUCUUGUUGUUAAUCCCACAAGUGUCCGAUUUUCAAAUAUGCUUUUCAGCGAAAGCACUACAAACGAUUGUUAGGUCACCACCAAACCACAAUAAGCACAGCCAUUUUUCCAGCGAAAGAUAGCUUUCACAAAAAGCAGAAAGAGAUAAAAAAUUAAUCACUAACCUUUGAUUAUCUUCAUCAGAUGACACUCAUAGGACUUCAUGUUACACAAUACAUGCAUGUUUUGUUUGAUAAAGUUCAUAUUUAUUAAAAAAAUCUGAGUUUACAUUGGCACGUUACAUUCACUAGUUCCAAAAACAUCAAGUGAUUUUGCAUAGCCACAUCGUUUCAACAGAAAUACUCAUCAUAAAUGUAGAUAAUAAUACAAGUUAUACACAUGGAAUUAUAGAUAUACCUCUCGUUAAUGCAGCCGCUGUGUCAGAUUUCCCAAAAGCUUUACAGAAAAGCAAAUCAUGCAAUAAUCUGAGACAGAGCUCAGAAUAAUAGCCAAAUUAGCCGCCAACAGAAACCAGAAAAUACAUGAUAAAUGUUUCCUUACCUUUGAACUUCAUCAGAAUGCAGUCCUAGGAAUCACAGGUCCACAAUAAAUGCUUGAUUUGUUCGAUAAUGUCCAAUUAGCUACUUUGGUUAGCGCGUUAGCGGUAAACAAUUCCAAAGUCAUAAAGCGCAUCCACUAUAACGUGACAAUGUCCAAAAGUUCCGUAACAGUCAGUAGAAACAUGUCAAACGAUGUACUGAAUCAAUCUUUAGAAUGUUGUUAAAAUACAUCUUGAAUAACGUUCCAAUUAGAUUGAUUUCAGAAGAGCGGUGGAACAGAGGUCCUCAUGUGAAGGCACGUGUUCAAUGCGUGGUCACCUCAUGGCAGUGAUUACUAAUUCCUGUCUCCUUCGGCCCCCCUUCACAUUAGUCAUCAGACAAAGUUCUAGACAGGUCGAAAAGCACUACACAUUUAUGGCAAUUUAGCUAGCUAGCUUGCACUUGCUAGCUAAUUUGUCCUGGGAUUUAAACAUUGAGUUAUUUUACCUGAAAUGCACAAGGUCCUCUACUCCACCAAUUAAUCAACACAAACGGUCAACCAAAUCGUAUCUAGUCAUCUCUCGUCCUUCCGGGCCUUUUCUUCUCUUGACUUUAUAUUGCGAUUGGCAACUUUCAUAAAUUAGGUGCAUUACUGCCACUGACCUCGUUCGUCUUUCAGUCACCCACGUGGGUAUAACCAAUAAGAAGAUGGCACGUGGAUACCUGCUUCUACAAACCAAUAAGGAGAUGGGAGAGGCAGGACUUGCAGCACGAUCUGCGUCAGAAAUAGAACUGACUUCUAUUUUAGCCCUUGGCAAUGCAGACGCUCGUUGGUGCGCGGGAGCAAUAAUUUAAUAAAAGAUUUCUGAAUUUAUUUUGUAAUGCUCGCGCAUGCGACGCGAGCGGUGUAGUCAGGGUAUUAGGAGAACUUACGCAGCAGGUUUGGAUAAUUAGUUCAAGGUUAGGAAAAGGGUUAUGGGUAGCUAAAAUGCACUUGAUUUUAUUUUUUCAAAAGCUGGAUUCCUCCUAGCCAUGACCAGGUAAUAUACUCACGUUAGCUACACUGAUUCAUGGACAGUAUAUCCAGGUUGCAUCUGGUUUAUAAGGACCAAUAUCACAUGCACACUUUCAGUGAGCACAGGGAGCAGCAAAACGACAUCACCUCAUCCAGAAAAACAUGGCAGACAUUGGAUGAGUAUAAAAUCAAAGUACAGUAUGAUGAUGGGCAGAAACUGCUUCUCCAAUAGAAAUCCCAGAUCACGCUUGUAGGUGAUGUGACUUUGGCUAGCUAAGCUCAUGCGCAGAAAUAAGUCAUACCUACACAUGCCUACUUGUUAACAAAAUUAAGGAAGUUUCCUUUAAAAUUAUUCAUAAAUAUUAUCCUGCCAACCACUAUAUGAAGAAGUUUAAGAAAAACUAACUCAAAUUGUACCUUUUGUAAUGACCACCCAGAAACCGUGUCGCAUCUUUUUUGGCAUUUAUUAAUGUAAGGAAACUGUGGCAAGACAUCAGUAGAUUUAUAAUUGAACACAUUUAUGAAGAUUUUACACUAUUGUGUGGAGGUGUACUGCUUGGAUUCAUUACCUACAAUAAAAUUGUUUCAACUUA